Molecule: messenger RNA, 2400 nt
Organism: Yamadazyma jaroonii
Lineage: Eukaryota; Fungi; Ascomycota; Pichiomycetes; Serinales; Debaryomycetaceae
Source: the annotation of a GenBank genome assembly
AUGAGGGGACGAAGUAAAUCAUUGGUUCAAUCAAUUGCUUCAGAUAUCCCCAAUCCAUACGAAUCUUCUAAACAUGAGGAGAAACCCAAAUUAUAUAAAUCAUCAUCAAUUCCUGAUUUAGCACUGUUUAAACCAAUAAUCAAGUUACAUCCAUUUAAUAAGAAAGAAACUCAAAUACUCGAGAAACAAUUAUUUGAACUUAAUUUUGAUCUUGAUGUUUUCCAAUCAGAAGACUUCUCCCAUAAAGAUCCUCAGAUCGAAAGCUUUAUGACAGCUUUGGAUAUAAAUGUCACUCAUUUACAUAAUUAUCAACGAAUGCUUGGUGGUAUAUUUGAACAACUUGAUGAUAUUGAAAAUAAAUACUUAAAUAUCAAUCAGUCUACUGGAGAUUUCAGUCAGCAAUCUAUAGCAUUAAUGAAAAAAGAACAAGAAAUGAAUGAGAAAUACCAAUCCAUUAACUUGAUAUUGAAAAAUUUCGAAAACUUGAACCAAAUAACUGAAAAAUUAUCAAUCCCCAGUACAUCUAAACUUAUCAAAUCUAAAACUUUCAAUAAAAUCCUUAACGAUUUGAACAAUUCAUUAAAUUUCAUCAAUAAUGAAGAUUUUAAAGAUUUCAAGAAUAUAGACACUUAUAAGAUCAAAUUUAGACAAUGUAUGACAAGGGUUUUAACCAUCAUAAAAGAUUAUCUUGUAAGAGAACUAAGAAAGAUUGAAUCAGGUAUCAAAUCCAGCACUAAAAAUGAUCAAGAAUUGAUAAAUAUUAGUGUUUAUGCAGAAUUUGACGGAUACAAAGAAAGUUUCAAUGAUGUUUAUUAUAAUUUCCCCAAUUUGAUUGAUGUUUUCAUGAAAAGAAUUGUUGAAAAUGAUGAAGUUGAGUACCAAGGGCUAUUAAUAGAAGUUUUCAGAUGUUAUUUCCAAAUAAGGUUAGGACUAAUCCAGUUUGAUGAUUGGAAAUUUGAUACUGUCGAUUUGAUAAAAUUUACUCAAGAUAAUCUUUCAGUUAUUAAGAAAUUACUUCAUAAAGAGUUGAAUUGUUUUAAGAACUUUUUCGGUAUAGGUGAUAUACCUGAAUUCAUUUCGGAAUUGAUUUAUGGUUAUUUCAAAGAUUUAACAGAACCUUUUUAUGACACCAUCAGAUUAAAAAUCUUGAAAGAACAAAACAUAGGAUCAUUAUGUCAAUUGACAACUUUGUUACAGAAUUAUUAUGAAUAUGAAGAAACUACAGAGGAAAUCAAUCUUCAAGAAAUCUUGAAUCCCAUCUUGAAUAACGUCCAAUCAAGGUUGAUAUUCAGAAUUCAAUUAUACAUUGACAAUAAGUUGUUACCUUAUAAACCUUCCCCUGAUGACUUGAAAAUGGGCCAUACCAAAAGACUGAAUAAUCUCAAUGAAGAGUUUGAAGACAAUUUGUUCCCUGAAUUAUAUUUACCUUUAGGUAAAGCAUUAACCAUCUUAUCCAAUAUCUAUGAAUUGAUAAAUUCUAUUGUAUUUGAUGACUUGGCUCAUUAUAUCGUUCAUAAUUGUAUUCAGAUCUUACAGAAUUCAUUGAAGGUUUCCGAAUCCAAUCUUGGUAAAAUCAACUCAAAAUUAUUCUACUUAAAGAAUUUGAUCAUAUUGAAAGUUCAAUUAAACAAUUUUGAUAUAAAGUUCAUCAGAAAUGAUUAUUCAAUUGACUUCACCAGCGGAUUUAAUGAUUUAUACAAUGUCAUUAAGAAUGGUGAAAUCUUAGUAACUCUUAAUUCAGGUGUUUUUGAAUUGAUCAAGAAAUCAUUACCUAAAAUCAUUAACAACAUGAUCGAUGCUAAGUUAGAAAUUGAAUUGGAGAUUAAUAAUUUAAUCAAUGAAUUGUUGAAAGAUUUCCUCAACUCCAUUAUAGAGGAGUUGCCUGAUUUCAACCAUUUCAAAUUGUCUAUUCCCACCAAGUUGGAAUCAUUCAAAAAACAGAUCAUUGCUUAUCUAAACGAUCUUAAUCUUUUGAAGAUCUUGUUCAAUAACUUGUCUGACUUAUUGAUUAACUAUUAUUUCGAUUAUUAUAAUGGACUUAAGAGUCAAGAGGAUUAUAUGGAACCUGACACUUUUACAAGAUACGUGUCAGACAUCAUAGAUGAUUUGAUUAAUGAUGACAAUCUUCAGAAUAAUUUAAUGGAUAUCAAACCGUUGUUGAAAUUUGACGAGGAGUUGGAUGAUAUGAUGCCUCAAACACCUACCAAAUCCAAUGGGAAGUUAGAUGGGAAUAUAGAUGUGGGUUCAGCUGACGUUCCAGCUGACGUUCCAGCUGACGUUCCAGCAGAUGUCCCAGCAGACGUUCCAGCAGAUGUCCCAGCAGAUGUUCCAGCAGAUGUCCCAAAUACCCCAGCUGGCCUACCCCCAGACAUUCUAGAAAAAUCUCCCUCUGUAGAAUAA